Psammomys obesus (fat sand rat) is the source of this 1102-nucleotide messenger RNA. RefSeq names its product pyrimidinergic receptor P2Y4 (gene P2ry4). Gene Ontology annotation, cellular component: plasma membrane. The transcript has a single exon. Lineage: Eukaryota; Metazoa; Chordata; Mammalia; Rodentia; Muridae. Gene Ontology annotation, molecular function: G protein-coupled UTP receptor activity; G protein-coupled purinergic nucleotide receptor activity. Bases 1 to 1086 code for a protein of 361 amino acids. Gene Ontology annotation, biological process: transepithelial chloride transport; G protein-coupled receptor signaling pathway. The record is from RefSeq and is a predicted model, not a curated record.
AUGACCAGUGCAGACUCCUUGCUAUUCACAUCACUAGGCCCCAGCCCAAGUUCUGGAGAUGGUGAUUGUAGGUUUAAUGAGGAGUUCAAGUUCAUCCUGUUGCCUGUGAGCUAUGCUAUUGUCUUCGUGCUGGGCCUGGCCCUCAAUGCCCCAACCCUCUGGAUGUUCCUCUUCCGCUUUCGACCCUGGGAUGCAACAGCCACUUACAUGUUCCAUCUGGCAUUGUCAGACACUCUGUACGUGCUGUCACUGCCCACCCUUGUCUACUACUACGCUGCCAGGAACCACUGGCCCUUUGGCACCGGCUUCUGCAAGUUUGUCCGCUUUCUCUUCUAUUGGAACCUCUACUGCAGUGUCCUUUUCCUCACCUGCAUCAGUGUGCACCGCUACCUGGGCAUCUGCCACCCACUGCGGGCGCUACGCUGGGGGCGCCCUCGAUUUGCAGGCCUUCUUUGCCUAGGUGUUUGGUUGGUGGUAGCUGGCUGCCUCGUGCCCAACCUGUUCUUUGUGACAACCAGCCCCAAUGGGACCACCAUCCUGUGCCAUGACACUACUCGGCCAGAGGAGUUUGACCACUAUGUGCACUUCAGUUCAGCAGUUAUGGUGCUGCUCUUUGGCUUACCCUUCUUGGUCACUCUGGUCUGCUAUGGACUCAUGGCCCUGCGACUGUAUCGACCUUUGCCAGGAGCUGGACAAUCAUCUUCUCGGCUCCGUUCUCUUCGCACCAUCGCUGUAGUGAUGACUGUCUUUGCUGUCUGCUUUGUGCCUUUUCACAUCACCCGCACAAUUUAUUACCUGGCAAGGCUGUUGAAAGCUGACUGCCAGAUCCUGAACAUUGUCAAUGUGGUUUACAAAGUGACUCGGCCCCUGGCCAGUGCUAAUAGCUGUCUGGAUCCAUUGCUCUAUUUGUUCACCGGAGACAAAUAUCGACACCAGCUCCAGCGACUGUGCAGAGGUAGUGCACCCCAGCGCCGAAUAACUGCCUCCUCCCUGGCAUUGGUGACCCUACAUGAGGAAAGCAGCAACAGGUGGGCAGACACCCACCAAGACAGUAUCUUCCCUGCCUAUAGGGAAGACAGAUUAUAACCCUGGGCACUGGUUG